Molecule: messenger RNA, 947 nt
Organism: Bombus pyrosoma
Lineage: Eukaryota; Metazoa; Arthropoda; Insecta; Hymenoptera; Apidae
Exons: 3
Coding region: 105-947 (280 amino acids)
Source: RefSeq, a predicted model, not a curated record
UCGUGAAGUUUGAUCGAUAUCGCAACAGUUUGUUACUUUAACGGACGUUUUACUAGCGGACUGGAAACUUCGAAUCGAGGAUCGACGUGGUUACGAUCGACACUAUGGAUUGGUUCAGGAGCGCGUCUAUACGCGGACAGCAACGUCGUUGUUUGGCCCUCUGUCUGCUGAUCGUUUGCCUACUUUCUACCACGACACAGGCCUACUCCGCGGACGCCAACGAUACGAAGGAUCCUUUCAGCGGAUUUGCGACCGACUGCUCGACAACGGACUCUAAAAACGCAUCUGUAUCCUGCUACGGAGUCAGGAUAGUCAGGAAGAUCAUGCAACAGCUAUUAGAGAAGUCUAGCAAGGAGCCUAAUAUCGAGAUCUUUGAUGGCGUCAGUUUGGUCGAGGUACCAGGAACUGGCCCCAUUCGUAAAGGAAGGUUCAUGAAAGGAUUUGGAAAUAUGGGAACCCUGAUGCAGUUUCUGGAGGGAAGAGAACUCAGAAUUAAGCUGCCAAGCUUCUUGCCGCAAAAUAUCGAGAGUGCUCUCCAAGAGAGUCUACCGGCUGAUCAAGCCAGAGCAGGUGGUGGUGGCGGUUUUGGAGGCGGCGGAUUCGGAGGCGGCGGUGGUGGAGGUGGCGGCGGAAAGAAGGGCGGCAAUGGCGGAAUAAUGCUACUGGCGCUGAUGAUGGGCAAGAUGAUGGCGGCGCUAGGAUUCGGUGCUCUCGGUUUGCUAGCCAUGAAGGCGUUGAUGGUGUCGGCAUUGGCGCUCAUGCUCUCGUUGAUUGUCGCCGUGAAGAAGUUGGCUAGCAGCCACGAUAGCGGCGGUGGACAUCACGUAGUCUACGCGCAGGACGUCGGCCACCAUCACUACCGGAAGAAACGGUCCCUCAGCGAGGAGGACCACGAUCUUCCGUAUAGAGGCUACGCGCACCUGUUCGGUGAUUCGCGGGUGUCCUGA